CUUUGUUACGCCGGCUGCGCCGGCGGCCCGGCGGUGCAGACGCACAGACAGCUCGAAGGCGAGCAGUGGUCUGUAUUCGUUUGCGUGGUUGCUUUGACACUUUUGGCGUCCGCGGUAUUUCUCAGCUACCUACACGGUGGAAAUUCAGCACCGAUGCGCUGACAGCCUUGCACUGUAAUUGACUUUGCGGUGAGACGAGCGGCGUUUCGUGUAGUGCGUCGAGGCUGCUGCUGCGUAGAUCCGAGCGGAGAGAUGCCGCAGAUCAGCGUGACCCCGCUCGGGGCGGGACAGGACGUGGGCCGAAGCUGCAUCCUGCUCAGCAUCGGCGGCAAGAACAUCAUGCUCGACUGUGGAAUGCACAUGGGCUACAACGACGAGCGCAGGUUCCCGGACUUCUCGUACGUGACGCAGGAAGGCCCCCUGAACGAUCACUUGGACUGCCUCAUCAUCAGCCACUUUCACCUGGAUCACUGCGGCGCGCUACCCUACAUGACCGAGAUGGUGGGCUACGCGGGCCCUGUCUACAUGACGCACCCGACCAAGGCCAUCUGCCCAAUCCUGCUCGAGGACUUCCGCAAGAUCACGGUGGACCGCAAGGGCGAGACCAACUUUUUCACCUCCCAGAUGAUCAAGGACUGCAUGAAGAAAGUUGUGGCCGUCAACCUCCACCAGACCGUCCAGGUGGACGACGAACUGGAGAUCAAGGCGUACUACGCGGGCCACGUACUGGGAGCCGCCAUGUUCCACAUCCGAGUCGGCUCCCAGUCCGUCGUGUACACGGGCGACUACAACAUGACGCCCGACCGGCACCUCGGUGCGGCCUGGAUCGACAAGUGCCGGCCGGACCUGCUCAUCACCGAGUCCACCUACGCCACCACCAUCCGGGACUCGAAGCGCUGCCGGGAGCGCGACUUCCUCACCAAGGUGCAUGACUGCAUCGACAAAGGCGGCAAGGUGCUCAUUCCGGUGUUCGCCCUUGGACGGGCCCAGGAGCUCUGCAUCUUGCUCGAGACCUACUGGGACCGCAUGAACCUCAAAGUGCCCAUCUACUUUGCGGUGGGCCUCACGGAGAAGGCCACCAACUACUACAAGAUGUUCAUCACGUGGACCAAUCAGAAGAUCAGAAAGACGUUCGUUCAGCGCAACAUGUUCGACUUCAAGCACAUCAAGCCCUUCGACAGGGCCUUCAUAGACAACCCGGGCCCAAUGGUGGUAUUUGCUACCCCUGGCAUGCUUCAUGCGGGACUGUCACUUCAGAUUUUCAAAAAGUGGGCUCCGGUGGAAGGAAACAUGGUCAUCAUGCCUGGCUAUUGCGUCGCCGGCACCGUGGGCCACAAGAUCCUCAGUGGUGCACGUAAGGUGGAACUAGACAACCGCCAGGUAGUGGAGGUGAAGAUGUCUGUGCAAUACAUGUCAUUUAGUGCACACGCAGAUGCCAAGGGCAUCAUGCAGCUCAUCCACCAGUGUGAGCCCAGUAACGUGCUUCUGGUACACGGCGAAGCCAGCAAAAUGGAGUUCCUGCGCAAGAAGGUGUUGCAGGAGUUCAACAUUGACUGCUACAUGCCAGCCAACGGAGAGACGGUCCAAAUUGAUACGCCAGAUAUCAUACCCAUUGAUGUGUCAUUGCCCUUGCUUAAGCGAGCUUUGAGUCAGGGGGGCUCAGACUCCAAGAAGCCCAAAUUGAUUCACGGUGCCCUCAUCAUGCAGGACAACACGAUCAGACUCAUGGAUUCUGGACAGGCAAUGCAGGAGCUGGGAGUUGUGGGACACCAGAUACGCUUCACCACUACGGUCAGUGUGUCAUCCAGGGGAUCGCUGACCAAGACAGCAGACGCCAUCUAUGGAAACAUCAAGAACAAGAUUAAGGAUCCGAGCAUUCAGCUGCUGCCAGAUGGCUCAAUAUCUGUGGCCUCUGCCCUCAUCAAGGUUGGCGGGCAGGAAGACGAGUCGAAUAAGGCCAUCUGCGUGUCUUGGACUCUUCAAGAUGAGGAGCUGGGUAGCUACCUUUUGGGGUUGGUUCAGGAGAUGAGGCAUUCCCUGUGAUUGUACCUACAGUUGUGAGUGAUCGAAAUACAGAAGCUUGUGACCGAUUCACUGCUCUCCAGCGACCAUGAAAACUGGGGCCGGUGCACGCACUGGUUCCAAGAGUACAACUCAUCAACAUACAGAUGUGCGGCCCUCGCAUUUCCUGGUUAAACUUAAUACAACAAAGACAUCGGCCUGCAAUUACAACUGCGGCUCCCUACCGGAUGUUUACAGGGUCAUUCACGAUAUGUGGUGACUGGUGGGCUCUCGCUUCUUAUGCGUCACUUCAUACUAAAUGCCACGACCUGCAUAAGUGGUGAAACGUCUAUAUUUUUCUUGAUGUCUUCGUUGAGUUAAGUUUGAGGAAAUGUUUUUAAUUAUG
This is a messenger RNA of Ixodes scapularis (black-legged tick), 2407 nucleotides long. RefSeq names its product integrator complex subunit 11 (gene IntS11). Lineage: Eukaryota; Metazoa; Arthropoda; Arachnida; Ixodida; Ixodidae. The record is from RefSeq and is a predicted model, not a curated record. The coding region runs from base 253 to 2043 and encodes 596 amino acids. The transcript has a single exon. Gene Ontology annotation, cellular component: nucleus. Gene Ontology annotation, biological process: snRNA processing.